CGUCUUGGGUCUCAGGGUUGCCACCAAUGACGAUUGGUACGGCACUCGGAUCAGAGCUUGGUACCGAUCCGUCUGAUGGAGUUGAGGUUCCAGAUGUGCCAGCAUUGCCAGCAUCGCCCGUGCCGCCUCCCUGGCUACCACCGGGUCCUUUUCCCGCCCCUUCGCUAUCGCUGCUUGAAGGUGAGGCUGCAGGCGAGGAUGCUGUCGACUGGUCACCUUCCCCGCCUGGGCCGACUGACAUUGUACCGUCGGACGUGGGACUCGACAUUGGACCGCCUGCACUAGAAUCAGCUGAGCUGCCACUACCAUUGGGUCCUUUCCCUGCUCCUUCGCCACCGCUGCUUGAAGAUGAUCCGGCGGGCGAGGCUGGUGUGGACUGGUCACCUUCCCCACCGGGACCGACUGAGAUUGUACCGUCGGACGUGGAACUCGACGUCGAACCACCUGCACUAGAAUCAGCUGAGCUACCACUCCCACCGUCGCCGCUUGAAUCCGCGCCUUGUGGCUCAGAUCCAACAGGAGAGGAGGAGCCUGAAGUCGCUCCACCGUCCGAGCUUUGCGGCUGAUCACCUGCUGCAGGGCUCGUUCCGCUCGAAGUUGGUGGGGCACUGACCGCAGAGCUCGACGUUGCCAAGCCCGAGCUGGGUUGUGCAGCGGCCGGCGUGGUGGUUGACGCGCUUGCAGGUGUAGAGGGAGAAAAAGGCCGACUCGUGGGCCUGC
Molecule: messenger RNA, 720 nt
Organism: Ceraceosorus guamensis
Lineage: Eukaryota; Fungi; Basidiomycota; Exobasidiomycetes; Ceraceosorales; Ceraceosoraceae
Exons: 1
Coding region: 27-566 (179 amino acids)
Source: RefSeq, a predicted model, not a curated record